UUUCCUCCGCGUCGCUAGGGUCUCCGCCCCUCGGAGCCGCCGCCCCGGACCCCGCAGAGCGUCGCUGCGGGACGCGCCCGCAGCACCCGAACCCCGAACAUCCCGGCGCGCGCCCGCGUGCGGGACCGAGCCGCUGCGCAGACCCCACAUCCGCAUUCCAACUCCGAGUUGGGACUGCUCCGGUACCCGUGCGUCACCCGAACUCGACCCUCGGGGCUCCGAGGUGACCCCUCUCCCGGCACCGUUCGCUGUCCUCGUGGCCGGCCCCUCUCCGUGUCUCGGCAUCCCGGCCCGGGCUCCGGCUCCGGCGAGGGUAAUGAAGCUGGAAGCCAGGUGUGGUGCAGCCAGCUCAGAAGUCCCUAAGCCUGAAAAGGAGGCCGAGCCAGAUGCGGAACCACACUCAGACACCUGGCCACAGGGGGCUGCGGCCCAGUCCAGAUCCGGAUCGGGGCUUGAGGCUGAGACUGAGACCCUGGGGGUUGAGUCAGGGCCUGAGGCCAAGGCCAAGUCCUUGGAGGCCAACCCCAGGUCCGGAUCGGGGCCUGAGGCUAAGGCCACGGACUUCGUGGUGGCCACAGAACGAGAGUUUGAGGAGAUGCUGGCCAUCCUCGACUACCUUCUCAGCCGCUACCACAGCCGGCUCCGGGAUCCCGACCGCACCGUGGUGCUGGCCACUAACGGAGGAGUGAUCGCUCUGGAGUCGGUGCACGUGAUCGACACCAGGGAGGCCGCGCUGGUGGAGGGGCUGCGCGUGGCGCCCUGGGAGUGCGGCAAGGGCGUCGCGGGGCUUCUGCUGGUCAAGCGACAGCAUCCGGUCAAGGUGGCACAGCUCACCUGGGACGACCAGCCGGGCCUCCGGGAGCUGAAGAAAUACCGCCUAAUCACCAAGCAGGGCAUUCUUUUGGUCGGAUUCAACGCCUCAACGCUACCGGCUGGGCUGGGCGUGCGGCUGACGGUGCUGAGGGCCUCUGGCACCUUCUCGCGGCUGCCCACCGAGGCCGUGUCGGAGGCUGGUGGCGACGUGGCACGCCUCCUGCUGUCGCCCUCCGUGCAGCGCGACGUGCUUCCGGGCGGGGCCAUCAUCCAGGACUGGCAGCCCUAUCGACCGAGUGAGAGCAACCUGCGCCUGCUGGUGGCCAAGGGCCUGGAGGCGCGUGGACAGCCGCGCGUGCUCACGCUGUGCACGCGCCCCUUCCCCAUCCCACAGGGUGGUGACGACACGUGGCGCUACCUCAACAUCAACGCCUUCAGCAGCGACAGCGCGCAGGUGCAGAGCCAGCCUUUGUGGCACCUGCAGCGCCAGGCCCUGCGCGUCGCCGGCCUCAUCGUCAUGUGCCAGCUUUUCCUAGAGCUCCAGUUAUGGUCACAACUGGCUGACUUCUGCCAGGACGGCUUGGUGCUUGAGCCGGUCAAGGGUUAUACAGAGCAGUACCUGCUGGAGGCCGACAUCUAGGGCCUCUCCUAUCGCAGUGGAGAGAAGAGACCCUGUAGAUCGGCGCUCCGGCGCUGAUCUCCAAGAAAGCCCUGCCCUCCACGUUUGCGAGUUCCUCCUCCUUCCCCUGCGCUCCGCGGUCGGCUCCGAAACCUAACCCUACUGGGAGCGCCCUCCCUAAACUCUUACCCUUACUUCUUGCCUCUAGCGCCCCCAAAAGCUGUUGCCCACGCCUUGAUCCGAACCGCCGGGUUUGGGGGAGGCGCUUGCGCUGCUAUUGUUCACCCUUUCCCCCUUACCGGCCAAAGAAUGGGUUCCUUCCCAGGCUUCAGAGCCUUUCCUUGUCCGUCACCCUGGCCUGACUGAACUCUGCUCUUCCUGGCUUCUCCCUUCUGCCCCCUCGCGGGUGGAAGCGGGCAGAAGGACGUGCUACCCUCAGCGGCCCAAGACCUAUUACUUUUCUUCUACCCUUUCCCAAGCUCUCAGAGCUUGCCCCGCACUCCCCUCCUUGCCUCGCUCUCAGCCUCCUGUGCGGGCUUCUUCAUCGGAGUCCUCUCCCUCCUUCUCUCUCUGCCCCAUCCUCCUCCUCCCUGGGCCUCCCAAACGCUUAGCUCCUCAUGCCCCAUUUACUCCUCCAUUCCUCUUCCCCAUGACCUUUUCAUCACCCGCCCUGUGUGCAAUACAGAGAGAGAGCCUGUCAAUGAACUAGAAUUAUAAUGCCCUGUUGCCCCUCUGGGGACGCAUCUUUCCAAGCCUGCUCCCUCUGACAGGUUUCCUCCAACUUUGCACCAUGUUGCUAUUUCAGUCGCCCCCUUCCCAUGCCCCCAACCAGAGGCCUGAACCAGGCCAUGGACCAGCGUUGUUGAGCUGGAGACUUUGGUGUGGGGAGGGCAGAUCCCUCAGCCCAGUAUGGGGCUGUCUUCUGGUUCUAACCAGGCUGCCUUCUAGCACCACUGGAACCCCCACCUCCAGAUAUUUCUGGACAUCCCUCCCUUUCCUCUGAUUUCUUUAUGCUUUAUGGACUUUGGCAGUUUCCUAUUUGAAUGCAAGUAGUAACAGCUGCAAUUGCACAGCGCUGUCUUCCUACACUGGAUCCUCACGUCUACCACAGAGGGAGGAAACAGAGGCUCUCAAAGAUCAAAGUGACUUCCAAGUCAUUCAGAGUAGCUGGGAGCCUGACAGGGACUAGAACUCAGGUGUCCCAAGCCCUGAGCACGCCUCAGAACCGCACUCUGUGUGACCAUGAGUGCUUGAACUUCUUGUUGAACGAUGGACAGUUGGUGGGGAUCUGUUGACAGCAAGCACAGGGGGCGCUGGGGUUGGAAUCAAAGACAUGGGCAGAGAAGGGAGCCUGGACGUGGAAGAAGGUGGGCAAACAGGACAGCUGCUGCCCCAUCACUCCCCCCGGUUCUGGUUCUGCUGCCUUGCUUGGCUGCCUUCUGCGUCUGGCCAUGCUGCCACCCUCCCUGUCACUUCAACCGUGGCUGUAUUGCAAUAAAACGGACCCUUAGCCCAC
Ailuropoda melanoleuca (giant panda) is the source of this 2948-nucleotide messenger RNA. RefSeq names its product N-acetyltransferase 16 (putative) (gene NAT16). Lineage: Eukaryota; Metazoa; Chordata; Mammalia; Carnivora; Ursidae. The record is from RefSeq and is a predicted model, not a curated record.